UGCACAGCCUCUCUCUCGUCCCCGCUCGGCCUGCAUAUAUGGUGCUUCUUCUUGACUGCCAUGCCAAUCAACGCGAUGGGUAGACACUCGCAAGACUCGUCCCCAGCCACCUUUCAAACAUUUCUGAUAGUACCACUCAUGGCGAGGUAGCCUGCUGCUGUCGGAUCAAGGUCCUCGGCGAGCAUUCCCGCGUUGCUGCGCGCCAGAAGGGCCCAGCUCGCGGUCGAGCCCAGAGGAAGCGCAGGUCAUCGGGAUCACCGAUUCAUGCCCAGCUCGCUCUUGCCAGUCUCAAUCAUGGCUGCCCCGGCUGCUGGCAGACGCUCAAGUCUGGAUCACCGGAUAUGGCUGGUGCUUGUGCUGUUCAUCGCAGCGCUCGUCGACGUCGCCUUUGUCCGAUCAUUCCUCACCCUACCCUCGGCGCUGUGCAUUUCUCAGCGAUGCCGCAUGUCUCGCAUGUGGCCCUCCUACAUUCAGUACAAGGUGCCUUCCCCUUCAGGGCUGAGUGCAAAGUACAGCUUGUACUUGUACAGGGAACGAGGUCCAGAUGGACUGCCUUGGACCGAGCAAGCCAGCGAGCCUAAAGGGAGACCUGCUCUCUUCAUUCCAGGCAACUCUGGAAGUCACGGGCAAGUGCGCAGCGUGGGUAGCUGGGGUUAUCAGGAAUGGAGGGAUGGAGAAUGGCGCGGCGAUGUGAGCAAGGGAAAGGAGGUGGAUUGGUGGACAAUCGACUUCAACGAAGACUUUUCGGCUUUUCAUGGUCCCACGCUGAUGGAGCAAGCGGUCUACGUGAACGAGGUGCUGUCCUACCUCUCCAGCUACUUUCCCAAGCAGCCCAUUCUGCUGCUGGGACACAGCAUGGGCGGCGUCGUCGCCCGUCUGUCGCUCUUGCAGCCCAACCACCCCGUUGCGGACUCAGCUGGAGCGCCCAUCGUCGAUACCAUCGUCACGCUGAGCAGUCCCCAUGUCUAUCCACCCGUGCCUUUGGACGACUCUAUCGAAUCGCUCUACGCUCCUCUGCGGCAUCAGAGUCUCGCAGCGCACGCGAAUGCUACGCCGCCUUUGCUCAUUUCAAUCUCUGGUGGCUUGCUUGAUACGCAGCUGCCUGCCGAGCCCUCAUCCCUCUCUCUGUCCGACUUCUGGCCAGCUCGGGCCAGACUGGACUCCUUCACCUCAAAUAUGCCUGCACUGUGGUCCAGCGUGGACCAUCUGGCCAUGAUGUGGUGCGAUCAACUGAGACGCAAGGUGGCACGCGGAGCACUACUCGAUACGGAUGCGUCGUCUAGUCGAUCUUCGGAACAAGGACUUUCUCGACGCCGUGAGCUCUGGCGACGCGUAAUUGGUCUCGCUCCUGACACCUUCUCCGACGUGGAGCUUCUUGCGCACCUCCCGCCUGCUAUCCUCAGGUCGUCAAUGACGGGUUCUGAAGACAGAGACACACUUUUGUACACUGUGCCUGUCGCGCUCAAUUCAGAACAAUAUCCAGACUUUGAUCUCCUCACGACGCUCUCUGUGGGAGCAGAUCCAUCGAGCUUCAGACCAAUGCAGCAAGACGCGGACCUCGAAGUGGAGCUUUGCAAGAAAGACCUCGCGCAGCCAGGAGGAGCCGGUCUCAAUUGCCAGCGUCUGCCUUCUUCUGCAUACGGAUUGUUGCCUCCUUCGCCCAUCGCGAGUCAUGAAGAGUCCGACCAGUGCCCUCCCCCCUUUCCUGCGGCCGAGACGCACUAUGAGAUUCCUGGCGUUGGAACGACGCAUUUGAGUCUUAGCGGAUCACUCCUCAAAUCCGAGAAGAUCGAUGCUGUACGCAUUCGUCGAGCUCAGAGCGAGCAGGAAAAGGGCUGGUGGCGAGCGGGCUGGGCCUUCAAGAGUCAAGCUCACUCAGAUGGCACCUUACCGCUCGCAUCGUUGACCAACACUCUUCAGUCAGGCGCUCAGUCAGGCGCCAGUAUUCAAAGUCCAGUCUUGAGGGCUGCGUUCCCUGCCCUCUUCGACAACUCACUGCUGGCUUUUAAACUCACCUUCACACUAUCCUCCAGGUGUUCGCAAGGAAGCAUGUCGUUCGCUCCGUUUGCCCGCGUCUUAAAUCCGGUCACGGGCGACGCUGCGUGGUUCGCCUCUCUGUGGAGCUCGAGUCAGCUCACCCUGGAAAGGAAGUUCGCGCUGCACGGUUCGUCGCCUUUCAUCAAUUCCCCGCAGCGUGGACUUCAAUUGGAAGUCUUCUACGACCAGAAUGGGUGCGAUUCCAAACAAACAGCCGGCGCGUUGGGCCCUUUCGAAGAAGUGAAAACAUACACGGACUGGAAAGCGAGCGCUGGUCUGCUUCUGAUGCGAUAUCGACUGGCUGCUGUGACGUGGCCGCUUGCAAUCUUGCUGUGGACAGCUGCUGGCAUGUGGAGUGAUCGAGAAAGCGACCUUCCCUCGCUGCUGUCCCGGCUCGCAUCAGUGCGCCAUAGUGGACUAUUUCCGCUCAUGGUCACUACGGCCUUCCUAAGCUCUGCGCAACAAAUUCUCUUUCGCAUCUUCCCUCAUCGCACGGGGCACGCUGCAAUCCUCGACCUUUCGCUUGGUCUUGGUCAUUUUCCGAUCGCGUAUUCCCUGGUCCUUGGCCCUGCCCUGCUCUUGCUGUCGCACAGCGCUUGUCUCGUCGUUGCUGUGCUUUCGUGGUGCUGCAUCGCAAUUUCAGCUCGUCUAGCACGUGCUUCCAGAGUACACAGAAGGCUGGAUUGGGGACCUGCUCCAUCGAGCAAGGUGACCAUCAAGAAGAGGAGUUGGAUUGGCGUGGCUGUGCUAGGGGUCUCCGUGAUCUUGUUGCUUCCCUACCAGUUUGCGUUCUUGGCAAGUACGCUUCUUGUAGGCUUUGCUGCUUGCCGCAGUCACGCGACGCAAGUGCAGCUUCAGCGGGACAAAUCUGCACCUCAAUCCGCAUCAGCAUUGGCAUCUGGCAGCGCCAUCGAGGGAUCAACACGGGGUGAUGGCACCGCCGAAUCCUCAAUUCACAGUCACAGUCAAGAGCGAGCUAGACAGCACUUCUUGCUGCUCAAUAUACUGCUUUGGCUCCUGCCCCUCAAAGCUCCUGUCCUCCUCGUAUGGGCCCGCAACCUUGGCGCUGGGUGGGUCGCUCCGCUCGGAGGGCCAGAUCACAACGUUCUACGAGUUGCGCCUGUAUUGAUCCUCGCUCAAAUCAUCACGAGCGGAAGAUCGAUCGAGAGAGGCUGGGCUUGGUGAGUGCUGCGCCUUUCUCGCGCGUACACUACUGGUGCUCGCUAACCUGCCGUCGUCAUCGCCAACGCCCUCACGCUUGCAGGUGGGAGAAGGCGGCCACGGCGACACUCAUGAAAGCUCUAGCCAUCUACACUCUCGCUUACGGCAUCAGGCAUGCCUACCAGCUCUACACUAUUGCCGUACUAGGCAUCUUUGUCUCGAUGCUUCUCAUCCACGUGUGGAGCCGGUACCGCAUUUCGGGAGGGUCUUUGCAAUCGUCUGCGCCUGUGGAGAUGUCCUCUGGACGUGGCCAGUACGAAAGGCUGCAAUGACAUAUGUAUCAUGGACAGCACGAUGUGGAAAGGGAGUAUGAUCGGCCUGAGUGCUUGACAAAGGCGGCGAGGGAGCAGGGGUGGGUGAGAUAAGAUGUCGAGGUGAUGCUCAGGCUCGCCGAUGAUAUCCGUCUUCGUUGACUGGGUCUCCAGUCCGCGUCCUCAAGCGAGCAGGGUCGCUCACAC
Messenger RNA from Ceraceosorus guamensis, 3716 nucleotides. Its product is annotated as PGAP1-domain-containing protein. Lineage: Eukaryota; Fungi; Basidiomycota; Exobasidiomycetes; Ceraceosorales; Ceraceosoraceae. Gene Ontology annotation, biological process: GPI anchor metabolic process; endoplasmic reticulum to Golgi vesicle-mediated transport. Gene Ontology annotation, molecular function: phosphatidylinositol deacylase activity. Bases 295 to 3222 code for a protein of 975 amino acids. The transcript is spliced from 3 exons. Gene Ontology annotation, cellular component: endoplasmic reticulum. The record is from RefSeq and is a predicted model, not a curated record.